Molecule: messenger RNA, 3635 nt
Organism: Saprolegnia diclina VS20
Lineage: Eukaryota; Oomycota; Saprolegniomycetes; Saprolegniales; Saprolegniaceae
Exons: 8
Coding region: 46-3534 (1162 amino acids)
Biological process (GO): vesicle transport along actin filament; actin filament organization
Cellular component (GO): vesicle; actin cytoskeleton; myosin complex
Molecular function (GO): actin filament binding; microfilament motor activity; ATP binding
Source: RefSeq, a predicted model, not a curated record
GCUGCCCGGCCACUACGGAAUCGAAGACCAAGCCAGCUCAUCAAGAUGGAAGGCGCCAAGGUAUACGUCCCCGACGCCAAGGCGGUGUGGGCGCCGGCGACGGUCCUCCGCGCCGAAGACGGCGGCAAGCGGCUCUUGCUGCGCGUUCUCGACGAAGCCACCAAAACGAGCGCCGACAAGUGGGUCGACCUGCGCGACGAGGGCAUGCCCGAGGCCCUCCCGCUGCAAAACGUGCUCGACGCCAAGCAUGGCGCGGCGACGCUCCAGGACGUCGGCGUCGAAGACAUGUGCUCGCUCAACCAUCUGCACGAGCCAGCGAUCGUCUUCAACCUCCGCACGCGCUUUGCGGUGCAGUGCCCGUACACGUACACGGGCAGCAUCGUGGUCGCGAUCAACCCGUACGCGUGGCUCAACCUCUACUCAAAGGAAACGCAGCGGCUGUACGCUGGCGACCGCUCCGGGCUGCCGCCGCACGUCUACGCGACAAGCGCGGCCGCGUUCGAGUCGAUGGCGCUCUACGACCGCCCGCAGAGUAUCCUCGUCAGCGGCGAGUCGGGUGCAGGCAAGACCGAGACCGUCAAGAUCAUGAUGGAGCACCUUGCGAGCCUCAGCACGGACCCAAACAUGAGUAUCAUCGACAAGGUGCUCAAGUCCAACCCGCUCCUCGAGGCCUUUGGCAACGCCAAGACUGUCCGGAACGACAACUCGAGUCGGUUUGGCAAGUUUACGCAGCUGCAGUUUGACGCGGACCAGCGCAUGGUCGGCGCAAAAUGCCGGCACUACCUCCUCGAGAAGUCGCGCGUCAUCGGCCAAGCCGAGUACGAGCGCAACUACCACAUCUUCUACCAGCUCAAGGCGUCAAAAGAGCCCGAGUGGGCCCUCGCCGAGACGACGUUCACGUACCUUCGCGACGAUGCACCGCUGCUUCUGGACGGCGAGACGGACGCAACACGAUACCAGACGACCCGUGACGCGCUCUCGACGAUCGGCGUGUCAUUCGACGAGCAAAUGGCGCUGCUCAACGCCCUCGCCGGCAUCCUGCACUUGGGCCAAGUGGCAUUUGCGACCAAAGCCGAGAACGCCGAAGAGUGUGCGCCCCUCACGUCGUCGCCGCACUGGGCGCACGCGUGUCGCCUGCUCGGGUUUGAGGUCGACCCGACCGCCUUGGGAAGCGCGCUCUGCAGCCGGACGGUCAAGGCGCGCAUGGAGGUCUAUGUCGUGCCGUUGACGAUCGACCAAGCGACGGCCAACCGCGAUGCACUCGCCAAAGAAGUGUACGCGCGCCUCUUUGGCCACCUCGUGCAGCGGGUCAAUGAGAGCAUCUCGAACGACGAGGCCAUGGUCGGUCACAUGGAUCUGCUCGACAUCUUUGGCUUUGAAGCGUUCGAGACCAACCGGUUUGAACAGUUUUGUAUCAACUUUGCCAACGAAAAGCUCCAGCAAAAGUUUACCCACGACGUCUUCAAGAGCGUCCAGGACGAGUACACGCAAGAAGGGCUUGGCUGGACGUACGUGAGCUUCCGCGACAACCAAGACAUGCUCGACAUGCUCGAAGCGCCGCUCGGCGUCAUCUCGCUCCUCAACGACGAGUGCAUUCGACCGAUGGGCAACGACCUCGCGUUCUGCUCCAAGGUGCUCUCGACGCAUGACGCAAAUCCGCGCUUGGACAAGCAGCGCGCGCGGCUGAGCGCAGCGCACUUUGCGUUGCGGCACUAUGCAGGCACCGUCAUGUACCACGUUGAAGCGUUCGUCGAUACCAACAAGGACGCGCUCUCGUCCGAUGUCCUCGCGCUGCUCGGCGCCAGUGCCAACACCAUCAUCGCCAGUGUCUUUGAACCGGCACCGAUCAAGAAGCCGAGUGUCCUUGGCGGCCGCCGCCAGUCGACCGCGUCGUUCAUGGGCGAGACGGUCAUUUCCAAGUUCAAGGCGCAGCUCACGGGUCUCAUGGCCGACAUUAGCGAUACGCAGACGCACUACAUUCGGUGCAUCAAGCCCAACAGCGCAAAGUCGAGCACGCUCUAUGACGUGCCGGGCGUCAUCGAGCAGCUGCGCUGCGCCGGCGUCGUCGAAGCCAUUCGCAUCUCGCGUGCGGCAUUUCCCAACAAAAUGUCGCACGAACGCUUCUUGCAGCGGUUCUUUGUCAUGUGGAAGGAUGACGCGCCGCCGAAAUCGGGCGCGACGGUCGCGACAGCGUGCGUCACGGUCGCGUCCGGGCUGCUCGGCGCGCCCGAGUCCAAGGACACGUUCGUCAUGGGCUCGCACCAUAUGUACUUUGCGGCCAACGUCCUCGAAGACCUCGAGCACCGGCGGAUCCUCUUUGUGCAAGACCGUGCGAUCGCGAUCCAGCGCGUCUUCAAAGGGUACCGCGUGCGCAAGAUGUAUACGCGUGUGCGCUCGGCCAUUGUUCGGCUGCAAGCCAACUUUCGCCGCCGCCAACGCCGCCGCCGGUUCCAGCUCGUGCGCCGACGCUGCAUUCUCUUGCAGUCGCUCUGGCGCGGUCGCCACGCGCGGUCGGCGCUGCAUCAGCACAAGCUGUACACGAGCGCGGUUGUCUUGCAGCGCAACUGGCGCACGUACAAGGCCCAAAAGUCGUAUUUGCGACUUCGCGCCGCCGUCGUCGCGAUCCAAGGCCAAAUCAAACAACGCAAGCUCGAGGCCAAGCGCAAGCUCGAGGCGGACGAGCUGGCCAAGCAGCAGAGCAUCGAGCACGAGCUCCACGUGCUGCAGAUUCGUUUGGACGAGGAAAAGGCCAUGCGCGCCCAAAUGGAAGCCGCCAACUCGACGCUCCAGCAGCAGCUCCAAGACGAGCAGCGACCGUCGUCGCUCGCGCGUGGAAGCGCCGACGACCUCUCGCUUCUGGACGACUCGGGCCGCAUGCUCUCGACGCUGCAGCUGCAGGUCACCAAGUGGCGCGACCUCCACGCGUCGGCGUCCCACGAGCUCGAGGGACUUCGGUCGGAGAACAAGCGCAUCAAGGAAGCGUACACGGCGGCCGGCGCCUCCUUUGCAGCGCUCAACCAGCACAACAAGCAGCAGUCGAAAGCGAAUCUGCGUCUCAUGAGCACCCACGCGGCGCUCAUCAAGAGCCAAGAGGAGAAGAUGAAGAAGUACAUCAAGCAGGUCCACGACCUCAAGGAAGAGGUCCGGCUGUCGAAAGCCUCGACGCUGCACGACGAUAGCACCCAAGACCAUGUGCUUCAAGUGCUUCGGGAUGCCCGCGUGUCGCCCGACGUCCUGGCCAAAGUCCGCACCUGCUUUGACGGCAGCGCGCCAACGUACCGUCUUGUUGUUGAAGCAGCUCACAUGGAAAUGCGAUACGACUGUAGGCACGAGGUGGAGAUCGACGAACGGCACUCGGACGCGUACUCGAUCGGCGAAGGCUCGACGGCGACGACGGCGGCAACGACCAACUGGGCCCACCCGCAGGGCAAGAUGCGUCCGUCGAGCACGAGCUCCAUGUACUACGACGACGAGAAGCACCGCAAGUCCAAGAUCGGCGGCAUGUUCAAAAAGAUGUUCAAGAAGGACGAUUAGCUGGACUCCUCAACUUGAUAUAUUGAUAGUAUAUACCUCGACCUGAUAUGUUGAUAAUUUAGUAUAUACCCUAUCGCCCCGUCGAUGGCGUUUGAAACUCA